UCACAUUUUCACAUUCUCAAGUAUUCAGCUUUCCUUGCAAACCCUUUGAGAUCUCUUUUAUUUCUUCACCUUCUCUUCUUUCUUCUUUCCUUUAGAGACAAUCACAAGAAUGGGUUUUCGAUUUCCAAGUGUAGUUCAUGCUAAGAAGCUGAUCCAGAGACCUUUUUCAAGUUCAAAAGAUAUUCCAAAAGGGUAUUUGGCUGUUUAUGUUGGGGAAAACAGAAUGAAGAGAUUUGUGAUCCCUUUAUCAUAUUUGAACCAGCCAUCAUUCCAAGACUUGCUCAGUCAAGCUGAAGAAGAAUUCGGAUUCGAUCAUCCAAUGGGAGCUCUUACAAUUCCAUGCAGAGAAGAUGCCUUCAUCGAUCUUAUUUCUCGCUUGAAUGCCUAGUGAUUAGCAUACACAAUCAUUAUUGACAAUCUCUAAUAGAAAUGAUUGUUACAAUUUUGUAAGGCAAACAAUGCCAAUACAUGUAUAUAUUUUUCCUUGGGGAUCAACAAAAAAGCUGUCCCUGAGAUUAAGAUAGAUGAAUACCAUUCCAAAACUUUACCUACUUUGAAUUUGUUGAUCUUGACACUGAAUUAUUCUCAUUUACACUUAUAUUUUAUA
This is a messenger RNA of Humulus lupulus (European hop), 607 nucleotides long. Its product is annotated as auxin-induced protein 15A-like. The transcript has a single exon. The record is from RefSeq and is a predicted model, not a curated record. Bases 110 to 388 code for a protein of 92 amino acids. NCBI's taxonomy places the organism in Eukaryota, Viridiplantae, Streptophyta, Magnoliopsida, Rosales, Cannabaceae. Gene Ontology annotation, biological process: response to auxin.